Molecule: messenger RNA, 2115 nt
Organism: Thermothielavioides terrestris NRRL 8126
Lineage: Eukaryota; Fungi; Ascomycota; Sordariomycetes; Sordariales; Chaetomiaceae
Exons: 3
Coding region: 184-1884 (566 amino acids)
Biological process (GO): protein folding
Cellular component (GO): chaperonin-containing T-complex
Molecular function (GO): ATP hydrolysis activity; ATP binding; ATP-dependent protein folding chaperone
Source: RefSeq, a predicted model, not a curated record
UAUCUCACCAUCCGGGUCAGGUAAAGUUACUGAGUGGAGGGGCUGCCUUGCAGCGGCGACUCAAGCUAGAAAUUGCUGGAGCCUGUCAACAGACCGGAUUUUGUUGUAUCAAGUCAACGCUUUCACCUCCCUUCCCCCUCGGAGCGCGUUCUUUGACACCUGAAACCGAGCAAUCUCCGCGCGAUGGCUUCCAUGUUCGAGCAGCCGAGAAACGGCACAUUGUUUCUCGGCGGUCAAAAGAUCUCUGGUGCAGACAUUCGGGACCAAAAUGUUCUUGCUACGCAGGCGAUCGCAAAUGUGGUUAAGAGUUCUUUUGGCCCCAGCGGCCUGGACAAGAUGAUGGUGGACGAUAUCGGUGAUGUGACGGUGACGAACGAUGGCGCGACCAUCCUGUCUCUGCUUGACGUCGAGCACCCGGCAGGCAAGAUUCUAGUCGACCUUGCGCAGCAGCAGGACAAAGAAGUCGGCGAUGGCACGACAUCGGUUGUCUUGAUUGCGGCGGAGCUGCUUAGGAGAGGAAACGAGCUGAUGAAGAACCGGAUACACCCGACGACCAUCAUUACGGGCUACCGUUUGGCCCUCCGCGAGGCAGUAAAGUACAUGAACGAGCACGUUAGCAUCAAGGUUGAACACUUGGGGCGCGAGUCGCUAUUGAACAUCGCCAAGACGUCCAUGUCGAGCAAGGUCAUCGGUGCCGAUUCGGAUUUCUUUGCGAACAUGGUCGUCGACGCCAUGCAGGCCGUCCGGACGACGAACAACAAGAACGAGGUCAAGUACCCGGUGAAGGCGGUCAACAUUCUCAAGGCGCACGGCCAGGGCGUGCUCGAGUCGAUCCUGGUCAAGGGCUACGCGCUCAACUGCACGGUGGCCUCGCAGGCGAUGAAGACGCGGAUACAGGAUGCCAAGAUUGCCUGCUUGGACAUGAAUCUGCAGAAGGAGAAGAUGAAGCUCGGCGUUCAGAUCACCGUGGACGACCCGGACCGGCUGGAGCAGAUCCGGGCGCGCGAGUCGGGCAUGAUUAUCGAGCGGGUCGAGAUGAUCCUGAAGGCCGGCGCCAACGUCGUCCUUACCACCAAGGGCAUUGACGAUCUCUGCUUGAAGCUAUUCGUGGAGAGAGGCGCCAUGGCGGUGCGCCGGUGCAAGAAGGAGGACCUCCGCCGGAUCGCCAAGGCCACCGGGGCCACCCUGCUGAGCACGCUGUCCGAUCUGAACGGCGACGAGAAGUUCGAGCCCUCAUACCUCGGCCAUGCGGAGGAGGUCGUGCAGGAGCGCAUCUCGGACGACGAGUGCAUCCUGAUCAAGGGCACCAAGGCGCACUCUUCGGCCUCCAUCAUCCUUCGGGGACCCAACGACUUCCAGCUCGACGAGAUGGAGCGGUCCGUGCACGACAGCUUGUGCGCCGUCAAGCGGACGCUCGAGAGCGGGAGCAUCGUGCCUGGCGGCGGCGCAGUCGAGACGGCGCUGCACAUCUACCUCGAGGAGUUUGCCGGCACUGUGGGGUCACGGGAGCAGCUCGCCAUCGGUGAGUUUGCGCAGUCAUUACUCGUCAUUCCCAAGACGCUCGCAGUCAACGCCGCCAAGGACGCCUCGGAGCUGGUUGCCCAGCUGCGGUCGAGGCACGCGCUGUCGCAGCGGAUCCAGGAGGGCGAGGCGAACGAGGACGAGAAGACGGUGGCGCGCAAGAAAGCGUACAAGAACUACGGACUGGACCUGAUGAAGGGCAAGGUGGUGGACGAGAUCAAGGCGGGCGUGGUUGAGCCCAGCAUCAGCAAGAUCCGGCAGCUCAAGAGCGCGGUGGAGGCGUGCAUCAGCAUCAUGCGCAUCGAUACCCUGAUUAAGCUUGAUCCAGAGCCGCAGCCGGAGGAUGAUGGGCACGACCACUAGACAGGCAUGUCACUAGAACGGAGCAAAUGGAAGACUGGAAUGGCUGUCGAGAGUGCGCAGAUGCCAGGUCUCAGUUGACGGAGCGGCACGCCAGAGCCCAGCCCCCCAGGGGAAAUCGCCCUUGCUGAGGGCGUCACAAUUUCGGUACUUGCACCCAGGCAUGGAAAGGUAGGUCAGGUAAAUGUCCUCGGCGAGUUUCCAUGUUCUGGCACAUUCUGUGACCCCUUUUCC